AUGCAGGUUUUGGAUGCUAGCCAUCGUCUGGAUAUUGAGGUAGAAUCUCCGUUUCAACCUGACUUUGCCUCUCCCUCAUUUGCCCUGAACAACUCAGAGGGAUCACACGCCACCAAACCAGCUAGUAGUCCAGAUCUGGAACUAGAGACGGGUCAAAUAUGUAAGAAGUGCGGGCUGGUCAUCACAGAGGGCCAUGCCUAUGAACUAGGUGAAGACAGGUGGCAUGUCGAAUGUUUCAGUUGUUCAAAGUGCAGUAAGUCUCUUGGAUGUGACUCCAAUUUUUUGGUGUUAGGCACGGGUGCUUUGGUGUGUUCAGACUGCUCGUAUGCGUGCACGAUAUGCUCUAAAAAGAUUUAUGACUUGGCCAUAUUGACGGGGAAUCAGGCUUAUUGCAGCUCUUGUUUCCAAUGCAGAGCCUGCAAGAAUCGAAUAGAGGAUCUACGGUACGCCAGGACUUCAAAAGGUCUAUUUUGCAUAUCGUGUCAUAUGAAGUUGUUGGAGAAGAAAAAACGUCAUGAGCAACAGAGGAAGAAACUGAUGAUCCAUACCAACAACAGCAGCUCCUCAUCGACAAAGCCCUCUGCUGAUAAUUCCAACCCGAACUCAGCAACAACAGCUGACACCUCCGUGAAGAAUAAGCAGUUACCGGAUUUACCCCUGCCUGCAUCCUCUAACUACGCCCUGAACCCUCCUGUCAAAGUCCAUCCCAGAGAUUCAGCCUCAAACGUUAACACAAUCUUAGACUCAUUGGAUGUAGAGACACCAGGGGACCCACCUCAGCCGGUCCCUCCACCAUUCCCCAGAUUGAGGCCCAAUAGCCCUCCUAUCUCUCAAUUUGUGGAUUAUACUUUCAACUCUCCUGUGGAGCUAAAUUCUGAUGAAGAGCGUGUACUCUUCAAGACAUCUCCUUCUACGAAGCAAUUUCUUCAAUCUCCCGACGUGCUAGAACAUCGUAAGGCAGUUUUGAUUGACGACGUUGACAGUGAUGUUCACGAGUCUUCUCCGGAGGUAGAGCCAGAACCUAAAUCUGAACCGACUUCAGACACCGAUGUUGUUCCUAAAGGCUUGAACAUCAACACAACCUCCAAGAUUUUUAAGAAUGACACCGAGUUGAACUUGGAAAAGUCCACCAAUCAAAAAAUCUUUGCAUUAUCCUCUGAAGAGAACGUUUCACAUGAGAAGGAAAAACUCACGACUAAGAUUUCACGGUCAUUAUCCAUGAGAUCAAUCUCUAGUUCCAAGAAUAAGCUAGGAUUUAAUUUUCACAGGAGAACUUCUAGUAAAGACAUGGAUACAGCAGCUAUUUCACAACUCAACACCCCAAAAGCUCGUCAAAGACAAUUUAGUGCCUCGUCACAAAGAGUCCCAUCAUCGGUUUCAUCGCACAAUCGCACGGCCUCCGAUCUUAUGUUUCUUAAGAACUCUAGUAAGACUGAACUAGAUCACUUGGAGGCUCAAAUGAAGAGAAUUCAAAAUGAAGUUAAUCAACUAACCGUUCAGAAAGAAACGUUACAAAGUGAGAUAUUUGACUUGGAAAAGAAUAAACAAUCCCUUCUUGUAAAUAUUGAUGAAAUCAAAUCAAGAUUCGAAGGACUCCAAACCAGUUUAAAUGAGUCCAAUACUGCUGAGCAGCCCACAGACACGCCUUUAGAAACAUUAGUGGAGGCUCCAAUUACUACAAUUAUACCCAGACAAAAUUCGACUAUUGAUGAAUCAUCCUUGUCAGACAAUUUCAAUAGCGGUUCCCUUUCCACAUCUGCACCCACAUCUAAUUCAAAGAAUAAACCAAAGGGUAGGUUCUGGAGAAUGGGAAAGAGUAACAAGAAAGAUAUUCCCAACUCUACUUCGAAUUACUCACUAAGCAAUGUUUUCAAGAGCAAUCCAGUUUUGAUACAGUCCAAAGAUCCAAUGAAUGAGAAACUGAAUACAAAUCCAGAUCUCACAGAGAGAGAUAAUUUUUUCACUUCAAUGAUAAAAUCAACCAGCACCAACAUACUGUACAAUAUGGCCAAUUCAAAGACAGAAAAUCAUCCAAAUCACCUCUUUAACAUGUCACUACAAGAACGUGCCACAUACGAAGGACUGGAAGUGCCUAUCAUUGUAACUAAAUGCAUUGAGAAAGUUGAACAAUCCGGUUUAUCCUCUGAGGGAAUAUACCGAUUGAGUGGGGGUUCAUCGUCUCUGGAAAGAGUGGAAAGCUGUUUUAGUUCUCUUUCGUUGGAAGAUAUUACAAACGAGAAAUUUGACAGGCUACACGAGAGUUUGAAUGGAGACAUCAACACCGUUGCAGGCGUAUUAAAAAGAUAUCUCUCCAAGCUCCCCGAGCCUUUGGUUACGUUUGAUCUCUAUGAGGAGUUUGUUAAUAUCGCCAGAUUGGAUGAUAAAAUUACCAGCCUGAGGACGCUUGUCAAUAAACUUUUACCGACACAUCGCAAGACCUUAUACAUGCUGUGCAAACAUUUGAACAAUGUUGUUCAACAUGGGAAUGUGAACCUAAUGAAUGUGAACAAUAUUGCAGUGGUUUUUGCAGCAACGUUGGCAAGAAGUCGAGUAGUUAACUUGGAAAAGGAAAUGUCUGAUAUCAGUGCCAGACGAAACGUUACGGAGACUCUAAUCAGCCAUUAUGAUCAGAUCUUUCAACAACAUUAG
This is a messenger RNA of Komagataella phaffii GS115, 2649 nucleotides long. Its product is annotated as GTPase-activating protein for the polarity-establishment protein Cdc42p. The coding region runs from base 1 to 2649 and encodes 882 amino acids. Gene Ontology annotation, biological process: regulation of GTPase activity; signal transduction. The record is from RefSeq and is a predicted model, not a curated record. The transcript has a single exon. Gene Ontology annotation, cellular component: cytoplasm. Lineage: Eukaryota; Fungi; Ascomycota; Pichiomycetes; Pichiales; Pichiaceae.